GACUCGGACAGAAGCCAGGUUAACCCUCAUCAAGUCAAGUAAAGUAAAAUAUGCGUGUUCUUCGUCAGAUACCUCGGGUAGAACUAUGCAGGCCGCUCCUUUGGAGAAAAUAGACGCCUCAGCUUGCUGGCAUGAAAUAUCUCUCUUCAAGCCAGGGUCCAAAAGUGACUGAUCAUCAAGUAGAUAGCCCAACGGAUGCAAACGUUGAUCUCGUCCAACUCUUUCUCAAAAAAUCUUCAGAAAGCAGGCGUACACUUCACCCUGCUUAGCGGGCCGUUCUUGGUGACCAAAUUCAUGGCCACCUCUCGAGUCCUUGAGACGUCUUAUUGUACAAGAUCGACCGUAACCACGAAGGUGAUCGCAUCGCUUUUGAGCCCCAUUUUACGCCAGAAUCCACCAACAUCGCAAGAGAACAGAGGGGGUAUCGAAAAGCUCCAGGGAAGGACGGUAUUUGGGGGUAUGUCGUUCGUGGAAUUGCCAGGUCACCGCCUGGAAAUGGUUGGAAGUUGGGAAAGCUGUAAGUCAGUGGGAACAACAAUUUUGGAAACCUACCUCGAGGGCUAUGUGGUCGCGCCGAUCGCGAUGCCCUACUUGCCGGGUAUAUCAUCCACGUCUUCGAAAUGUCGGUGGCCAUGGAAUCGGGCUGUUUUGUGGUCUAGUCAUCGGACUGGUCUACGUCGGGAAGCGGAAGCCCAGUGGACCUAGAUCCGAUCGCGUCGAGUGACACACCAAAAGGGGUUAGUUGGGAUGUUACCCA
Molecule: messenger RNA, 757 nt
Organism: Colletotrichum phormii
Lineage: Eukaryota; Fungi; Ascomycota; Sordariomycetes; Glomerellales; Glomerellaceae
Exons: 1
Coding region: 196-705 (169 amino acids)
Source: RefSeq, a predicted model, not a curated record